Sesamum indicum (sesame) is the source of this 1357-nucleotide messenger RNA. Its product is annotated as F-box/LRR-repeat protein At3g03360. The record is from RefSeq and is a predicted model, not a curated record. Gene Ontology annotation, molecular function: protein binding. Lineage: Eukaryota; Viridiplantae; Streptophyta; Magnoliopsida; Lamiales; Pedaliaceae.
GCGACGAGUUCGGCGAUUAGUACGGCUUCCAUCUUUUUCCACUCAUUUCUUCCCCAAACCCAUCUCUUAGAACCCUAGUCCCAAAUUCACGGCAACAAGGACGGCAACGAGUACGGCUUUAAGUACACCAACCACAAGUUGUUUCCGCAGUGAACUCUAAUCUUGAUUCAUGGACCCUGGAAGCAAUAGUUCUCAAGAUUCGAGUGCCAAUAUGGAGAAAAUCGCCAAGAAAGAAGACGUAGAAACGAACAUUGAUCGACUAACUGAGCUACCGGAACCAUUGAUCAUUCGUAUACUUUCGUUCUUGGAGAUGAAAGACGCUGUGAAUACAGACACUGUUGCUAAAAGUUUGAGACACCUCUGGACCCAUGUCGAUUCCAUUGUUUUCUUUUUUAAUGCUAUGCCCAAUGGGGAUUAUAUAGAGAGGUUCAUUGCCUUUGCUGAUAGAACUAUGCCGCGGUGUGCUUGUCCCAAUAUCAAGAAAUUCGUACUCCACUUUUACCAUGAUCCCGGGGCUGAGAAUGGGCCGUUCUUGAAUGAAAUGUUCUUUAACUGGGUUCACCGGGCUUUCGAGAACAAUGUGGAAUUUCUAGGACUACAAAUAAACGACCUUACAAUUGAGCCACCUGAGUGGUUUUACCAGAGUUUGUUUCUCAUAAGAUUGAAAUUAUAUGAUGUGAUAUUGGGUUCUUCAUUCGUUCGCCAAAUAGAUUGGCCUUCUUUGAGGAGUUUGAACUUGAAAAGAGUGGAGAUCAAUAAUGAGCAAAUGGCGCAACUACUAUCAGGUUGUCCUCAGUUGGAUACUAUGGUUCUUGAUCGCGUUAGUCACAUCAUCACUAGCCUCAAUUUUACGUCGAAAAGUAUGAAAACAUUGAAAUUGAUCCAUCUUGACCGUGAUGAUGAUGAAAUUCCCUUGCAGAUUAAAGCUUCUUGGCUUCAAGAAUUGAUUAUGACAAAGGAGUUUUGGGGUUUCAAUUGUCAUUUUCUUAACAUGUCCUCGAUGAGGAAAGCUGAUCUCUCUUUCACAGUUCUUGGCGUUGAUACUGAUGAAUAUUGGGUUGAUGUUCAACGGUUCAAUGUGGCAACUGAACUGCUCAAAACCGUAUGCAAUGUCGAGGAACUAGUGAUUGGGCCAGUGCUCAUUCUCGUGAGACUACUUUUGCACAAUUCUGAUACAUUUGUCAAUCAUAUCCCCCACAUCGAAAGGGCAUUAACUUUCUUGCAUCUAAAUUUAGGAAUGAGGACUUAUUUCAAGAUUAACUAUAAAAUGCUUAUAUGGAUCAUGCACUUAUGAAGAUUUUGUAUCAUAUAUAUGUUAAUGAGUGGUUAUUGCUAUGCUUGAAACAAGCCUUAUCAA